AUGACUUUAAGAUUACUAAUUUUCAUGAAAGAAUUUUCAGAAUUCAUAAGUAAAGUAAAUUUAAAGUAUAAAGAAAAAAUAGGAAUUGCAGUGUCAGAAGGAGUAGAUAAUUAUCAAUUAAGAGAAGAGAGCACAAAAAAAGCAUUUCAAGUUUCUAAUAUUUUAUUUACAUUAGUUGACCUUUCAGAUUUAACAAUUAAUAAUUCUAAUUCUCCAUUUCCUACACAAUCAUAUAAAUUUCCUGUUAUAAGAAAUAUUGAAGCUAUUGGAUUACAAACUGUUAGACCAUUAUUAUUUGUAACAAAGGAUAGAUUGAAAGAAACUUGUAUUAAUAUUCCUUGGGUUAAAGACCCUUCAAAUCAAUCAAUGGAUCAUAAAAGAAAUGUUAUAAGAUUUUCAUUAGAUAAAUUUAAUAAAAGAUAUCAUGUUGAAGGAAAAGAGGAAUAUGAACCUUUAACUACAGAAGGAUUAUCAAGGUUUAUGAGCCACAUGGAAUAUCAUAAAAAUUGUGUAAAUUCAAAAGUGAAUGAAAUCAUAAAUCAUUCAAGGGUUAAAUUUGAUAAAAAUAAUGGAAUUUGUACAUUAAAUUUACCUGAUUCAAUUCCAUCUUUUCAUUGGAUAUUACAGAAACAUUUAGCUACAAGAAUAAUAAGUAAAAUAAUAACAUUUGUUAAAUGUUUGGAACAACCUCCAAGAUUAGAAUCCGUAUUGAGAUUUUAUGAUCAUAUAUUGUCUUUUUCCACUUUAUCUUCUAAAACAUCUCAAAUUCUCCUUUCACAUAACAAGACUUCAAGAUACAACAAUAUUACAUUGAAUAAUGUUUUAUUAUGUUAUGAAAAAAAAGAAAAUAAGAAAGAAACAUUGAAAGACAACAACAAUUCAAUUCCCUUACAACCACAAUAUUAUAUAAGAAGAUUAUGCAAUAAAGACAUUUAUGAUAUAAUUGAAAUGAAAAUGGAAGCAAUUCAUGCUACAUAUAAAGAUAUAAUUGAAAGAUAUAAAAAAAGUGUACCUCCCAUUGCUAGAUUUAGUAUUCCGGUAGUUAUUGAAAAGUCAUAUAUUGUUUUCUCGGACAAUAUUUUACGUGAAAGUGAGAAAAUUAUUAAUAUACCUACUUUGGGAAUAUCCCUGAAUCCGGAAAGUAUCUCUUGUUGGGCCAAAUUUCGUGGGAAUACUCUUAUUGGCAUAGAUGAACUCAUUGAAAAUAGUUUUAUCACCUAAUAAAGCAUAAUAUUCUUGUAAAUUAAAGAAUUUGGAAUAAAAAAAAACUGGAAUGCAAAUAAUUACAAUCAACGAAAAAGUAAUCAUACAAUAGCUAU
Messenger RNA from Rhizophagus irregularis DAOM 181602=DAOM 197198, 1319 nucleotides. RefSeq lists its product as uncharacterized. Gene Ontology annotation, molecular function: ligase activity, forming carbon-nitrogen bonds; ATP binding. Gene Ontology annotation, biological process: tRNA processing. The record is from RefSeq and is a predicted model, not a curated record. Lineage: Eukaryota; Fungi; Glomeromycota; Glomeromycetes; Glomerales; Glomeraceae.